CCAGGGAGCUCCUCCGGCGGCGGGAGCGGCUUGGGAAGAGAGGGAGGCUCGUCAGCCUCCCCUCGCCAUGCCAGGCUCUGCCUCCUCCUCCUCCUCCUUCCGGAGGCUUAGGGGGAAGAGCUGUCCAGGGACCGUCCAAACCCGGAGUCCUCCCGCCGCUGCCGGGGGCUGCGGGCGCGGGCCCUGAGGAGCGAGGCCCCGUCCGCCUCGCCCUCCCUCACGCAGACUAUGAAGAAGUGCCUAUAAUCCAAUUCCCAGAGAACAGAGCAUGGGGUGACCUUGAGAUAUGGAUAUGGUGGAUGGGUGCAGCUGGAUCAUCACUGCAAGGAGUCACAGUCCAAGCCCUUUCCACAGUCCCUGUUAUGUUCAGCUACUGGGCCAAACCUCAGGACACUUUAGACCUAGCCCAGAUGUUAAACAAUGACUUGGCUGCUACAGUGAAGAAGUACCCCAAGAGGUUCGUGGGCCUGGGCACGUUACCCCUGCAAGCCCCCGAGCUGGCUGUGAAGGAAAUGCAUCGCUGUGUGAGGGAACUGGGAUUUCCUGGAGUGCAGAUAGGAUCUCAUGUCAACCAGUGGGACCUGAACGCCCCAGAGCUGUACGAUGUUUAUGCUGCUGCUGAAGAAUUGAAUUGCUGUCUCUUUGUGCAUCCCUGGGACAUGCAGAUAGAUGGGAGGAUGUCCAAAUAUUGGUUUCCCUGGCUAAUAGGCAUGCCAACAGAAACAACCAUGGCCAUUUGCUCCAUGAUUAUGGGAGGAGUUUUUGAAAAAUUUCCUAAGCUGAAAGUUUGCUUUGCACAUGGAGGUGGAGCUUUUCCAUACACAGUGGGGAGAAUCUCCCAUGGGUUCAACGUGCGCCCUGACUUGUGUGCGAUGGAUAACAAGGUGGAUCCAAGGAAAUACCUUGGCUCGUUUUACACAGACUCUCUUGUCCAUGACCCAGGUGCACUAAGGCUGCUAACAAGUGUCAUAGGAGAGGUGAGUGUUAAUGCUUCCAGAAGAGG
Empidonax traillii (willow flycatcher) is the source of this 1003-nucleotide messenger RNA. Its product is annotated as 2-amino-3-carboxymuconate-6-semialdehyde decarboxylase-like. The transcript has 8 exons. NCBI's taxonomy places the organism in Eukaryota, Metazoa, Chordata, Aves, Passeriformes, Tyrannidae. Gene Ontology annotation, molecular function: carboxy-lyase activity; hydrolase activity. The record is from RefSeq and is a predicted model, not a curated record. Gene Ontology annotation, cellular component: cytosol; cytoplasm. Gene Ontology annotation, biological process: secondary metabolic process. The annotation marks the transcript as partial.